AUGGAUGAAAACAGCAAUCGGAAACUUCAAUCUGAUUGGUACUCUCCAACUCGCCUCCACAACAGUCCUGUGGAGUAUGAUUUUCCAGGAGAUAGAUUUAUACCGAAUAGGAGCCUGAUGGAUCUUGAUCAAGCCUACAGUUUGUUAACAACUCUGACUCAAAAACCCAGCAAACCCAAGUUUAAAAGAGAAUCUUGUAUUUUGGAUGCACCUAAUAUCGUGAACGAUUUCUACCUGAACAUCAUGGACUGGGGGAAAGCCAACUUUCUUGCAAUUGCUUUGGGCUCAAAAUUAUACUUGUGGAAUGCUGAUAAUCGAAAAACUAAACUAUUGUCAGAAGUGGGCAAUGGUGACGAUUAUCCUACUGGUGUAGCUUGGUCGGAAGAUGCCAAAACAGUAGCAGCUGGAUACCGAUGCUCGAAAAUAUAUCUUUGGGAUGCCGAGACUCUAAAGAUUGUGAGAUUCCUUACAGGGCAUCAGAAUAGGGUGGGUUCUGUUGCAUGGAGUGGCCAGAUUUUGACUUCUGGAAGCUGUGAUAAUGCUAUCAUCAAUCACGAUGGUAAUCAAAUUAGUGGGUUGCAAUGGAACAAGCAUCAUCAAGAGAUAUUAAGUGGUCACGGCUUUGGCUACGAGUGUCAAAACCAGUUGUGUUUGUGGAAGUACCCUUCAAUGUGUAAAAUUGGUGGGUCAAUGAAUCAUACAUCAAGAGUUCUCCAUUUGUCCCAGAGCCCGGAUGGACUAACUGUGGUGUCUGCUGGAGCGAACGAGACUCUUCAUUUCUGGGAAGUAUUUGGCCCGUCCCGGGAUGCCAAUUCAAGGAUUUCACAUUUGAAUAGUCUGUUGUCUCUAAAGACAUCACCUAUAAGAUGA
Molecule: messenger RNA, 870 nt
Organism: Fraxinus pennsylvanica
Lineage: Eukaryota; Viridiplantae; Streptophyta; Magnoliopsida; Lamiales; Oleaceae
Source: the annotation of a GenBank genome assembly